Astyanax mexicanus (Mexican tetra) is the source of this 4350-nucleotide messenger RNA. It is a transcript of the gene sh3glb1b, whose product is annotated as SH3-domain GRB2-like endophilin B1b. Gene Ontology annotation, biological process: membrane organization. Gene Ontology annotation, molecular function: protein binding. NCBI's taxonomy places the organism in Eukaryota, Metazoa, Chordata, Actinopteri, Characiformes, Acestrorhamphidae. The record is from RefSeq and is a predicted model, not a curated record. The transcript is spliced from 11 exons. Gene Ontology annotation, cellular component: membrane; cytoplasm. Bases 319 to 1506 code for a protein of 395 amino acids.
UUCUCGAGCUUUAGUUUACAGUGUUAUUAGCCGUGCCCUCAGCACUUUAACUCCAGCUCCGCUUUAAAUCCCGCAAUAAACCGAAUUAAUCCGGUUUAUUAUUGAUUACUCCGGUUUAUUGUUGAUCAGUUCGGUUAUUUAUUGAUUAAUCCGGUUUGUUUUUUAAUUAAUCCGGUUAUUUAUUAGUGAGGAAUCGCUCGGCGGGGGUCAGUAAUUAGCCGGUUAGCUCGGGGUUAGCUGUGAGCUAACUGUUAGCAUUAGCUGUUAGCUGUUUCCCUGGUGUAGUGGAUGGGGUUAGCCUGUUAGCCGCUAGCCGGGAUGGAGUUCAGUGUGCGGCGGCUGGCGGCGGACGCGGGGACUCUGUUCAGCCGGGCUGUGCAGUUUACGGAGGAGAAGUUGGGUCAGGCUGAGAGGACCGAGCUCGAUGCUCACCUGGAGAACCUGCUCGGCCGAGCCGAAGCUACUAAACACUGGACAGAGAGAGUGAUGAAGCAGACCGAGGUUCUGCUGCAGCCCAACCCCAAUGUCAGGAUGGAGGAGUUCCUGUACGAGAAGCUGGACAGAAAGCUGCCGACCCGAGCCAACAAUCACGAGCUGCUGGGGGAGUGCAUGAUCGACGCUGGACACGAGUUCGGGCCAGGGACGGCCUAUGGCAGCGCUCUGAUUAAGUGUGGGGAGGUGGAGAAGCAGCUGGGCAGCUCUGAGAAAGAGUUCAUCCACAGCUCCGCCAUCAACUUCCUCACCCCAUUCAGGAACUUCAUCGAAGGAGAUUAUAAAACCAUAUCCAAAGAGCGGAAGCUGCUGCAGAUAAAGCGUCUGGAUCUGGAUGCGGCUAAAACCCGGGUGAAGAAGGCCAGAGCAGCCGAUGCUCGAUCAGCAGAGCUAAGCUCCGCCCCCCCGCAGGGAGAGGAGUAUGUGGCUCACUUUUCUUAUUUUUUCAGCUUCUUGCAUGUCAGGUGGUUGAAGGUGUGGGCUGAGGAGGUCCACCAGGCGGAGACGGAGUUGAGGAUAGCUCAGAGCGAGUUUGAUCGUCAGGCUGAGAUCACCAGGCUCUUAUUGGAGGGAGUCAGCAGCACUCACGCGCAUCACCUGCGCUGCCUCAACGACUUCGUGGACGCUCAGGCUUCGUACUACGCUCAGUGCUACCAGUACAUGGUUAAUCUCCAGAAACAGCUCGGCAGCUUCCCCGCCACGUUCAGCUCGAAUAAUAACGCACUUACAGCCACUUCCUCCGCCAGUGUCUCGGUGGCUCCGCCCACUCUGACCCCGGCGCCGACCCCAGGCCAGGCGUCGCCGUCGCUGAACGAACUGCGGAGCUCCUCAGGUCCACGCAAAGCUCGCGUUCUGUACGAUUACGACGCAGCCAGCAGCAGCGAGCUCUCGCUACUCGCCGACGAGGUGAUCACGGUGAGCAGCGUCCCGGGCAUGGACUCUGAUUGGCUGAUGGGCGAGCGAGGUCAUCAGAAAGGAAAAGUGCCGAUUACCUAUCUGGAGCUGCUGAAUUAAACAGGAAACCGUAGAUCUGAGGAGAGUGAGGGGUGAAUUCACAAACACAGAUUUAUCCAUUUAUCAAUUAGCCAAAUUUAUUUUACGCCAAAUAUCAGAAUCGGCCAAUAGGAGGAGAGCUGAGGGACACUACACACGGACAAUCCUCAGUUUAGGAUAAAAGAUCUGAUCUCCAUCUGCUGCGUCUGUAGUGUAGAGCUGAGUACGGUCAACAUUGCUAAAAUGAUGUUUCGAAUUUUCCUAGAAGGUUAGCAGCUAAUGCUAAAAUGAUGAAACUGGCACUCAUCAGGGACGCAGAUAAGAUAAGAUACCUAAAUGCUUCACAGAGUGAAGAAUUUAAACAAAUAAAAGAUAAUUUCACCCAGAAGGAAAUUUACAGACAGAAAUAAAACUUUGUGGGUAGUUUGACCUUUGUGACACAUGCAAAUAAUUAGCGAGGUUAGCAGCUAAUGCUAAUGCUAAUGCUGUUUUAGCCUUAGUGCUGGAGAAACUUCACUAACAGCUCCCUCUUAUAACUCUGUACUUCAGCAGUGUGACUUUACUGCUCAUAAGGCGCACUGUCGAUUUUUGGGAAAAUUAAAGGAUUUAAAGUGAAGUGCGAAUACUAUAAAAUACAUUAAAAUGAUGAAACUGGCACUCAUCAAGAUCGCAGAUAAGAGCACCUAAAUGCUUCACAGAGUGAAGAAUUUAAACAAAUAAAAGGUAAUUUUACCCAGAAGGAAUCAACCGACAGGAAUACUAGAACUUGGUGGCUUGUUUGACUUUUGUGACUCAUGCAAAUAAUUAGCGAGGUUAAUGCUAAUGCUAAUGCUAAUGGAAAUCUAAUAUUACUGUAAAUAAACGGAAGUGCUUUACUCACCCAAAUAAACAGUUUUCAUGAGAGAAAUCUGUGUAGUUUAACGUCCAGCACUUAUUUCACUUUGAAAUAAAUUGUUUUUUUUUUAAGAAUUACAGUUUUGUUUACUUAGAUUAGCUUUACUUAACUUAGUUAGCUACCCCCACCACCACCCAUCGGUAAAACCUGCUGAAUUAGAAGUUUCUUAUAGUGUCUCUUAAAAUGCACCUUAUAAUCCGAAAAAUACAGUAAUACAACAACCGCCUUUAACACCACGUCAACCCUGUCGCUGAAGUUUUUUUUUUUUUUUUUUUAUAAAGAUUUUUUUUUUGUUAUUUUUUGUUUUCUAGUUAUUGGUAAUAAUUGACUGCACGCUACAGAUACUGUUAGUGCCAGCACUGUUGGCAGACGGCUGUAGGACACAGUACUACAUACAUGCACACAAUGCAGAUUAAUACAACGACCAUCCUUAACACCACGUGAACCCUGUUGCCGAAGACUAAAAUUAGCUAAUUUUUAGUGUAUUUUAAUGCAAUUCCUUUCAAUACACUUCCUUCUGGGUGAACUAUGACAAUUAGUUCUUAAUAAGAUAAAAAUGAUCGUACGAAGUAUAUUAUACUGUAGAUUAGGACUCCCUCUAUCACUAGUGAUUACCCAGACUCCGCCUCUUUUUGAUUUGCUGCCGAGUUCCAUAACAGCUGCUCUAUUAGACUUCUAUAAGAAGUGUUUCUUUUUGUUGUUAGAUUUUUAAGUUAUUUUUAGUUAUUUUUUUGGUUUGUGUCUGUCCAGACAUUAAAAAAUCAAUCUGAAUUCAAACUAGAUUUGCCCAAAAUUGGAUUUUAUUUGGAUUCUUUUUCAGUCUGUUCAGACUAUUAGAAGCCAUUAUGUGGAUAUAAUCCAGAAAUGCGCCAUGUUUUCUGGCUGUUCAAACUAUCGAAUAAUCUGGAUUUAAUCUAGCUUUGCAAAAAUAUAUAUUUUUUGUGGUUUGCGUCUGUCCAGACUUUUAAAAAAUAAUUGCUUUUUAGUUAUUGGUAUUAAAUUGACGGCAAGCUACAGAUGCUGUUAGUGUCAGCACCGUUGGCAGACAGCUGUAGGAUGCAGUACUACAUACACGCACACAAUACAGAUUGAUACAACGACCGCCUUUAACACCACGUCAACCCUGUCUCUGAAGACAGUGAAUUUUGAGUGAAUUCCAAUGCAAUUCCUUUUAAUACACUUCCUUCUGGGUAAACUAUUAGUUCUUUAAAAAUAAGUCUUAAUAAGCUAAAAAUAAUCGUCCGAAGUUUAUUAUACUGUAGAUUAGGACUCCGCCACUUUUUGAUUUGCUGCAGAGUCGCAUCACAGCUGCUCGUUGACUUCUAUUAGAAGUGUGCUUUUUUUUUUUUAGAUUGUUUUGUUAUUUUUUGCUAUCUAGUUAUUGGUAAAUAUUGACUGCACGCCACAGAUGCUGUUAGUGCCAGCACCGUUGACAGACGGCUGUAGGACACAGUACUACAUACAUGCACACAAUGCAGAUUAAUACAACAGUGAACAACAACAGUGAAUUUCAAUGCAAUUUAAAUUAUUAAAAUUAGUGCUUUUAUAAGCUAAAAAUGAUCGUACGAAGUUUAUUAUACUGCAGAUUCAGCAGACAGAGAUCAGAUUCAGAACUUUAAGCUGGAGAGUUCCUGUAUUUGGUGUGAUUUUACUGUACUGUGAAUGCCGUGCUGUGAGUGAAUUAUUCCCCCAAGUGUGAACAGGUGUGUGUUAUUAUUAUUUAAUGUAGCGUAAAUCAAUAGCAAUAGCUGACACACUGCCCCGCCCCCUUUCCGCCAUCCCUCCCUCAUUACAGUACAUGUGCCUCCAUGAAUACAUGAAAGCCUUACAUUCACUUUACACAACAUUACAGUGCAUUAUUCUCUCAUUUCUGUGCCAAAUAGAGUUUUUUAUUAUUAAAUAAUACUAACUACUGUUAAAGUAACUGCCGUUGUGAGCUAAAAUGCUUUAAUAAAUAUUAUAUUGAGUGA